Aureococcus anophagefferens is the source of this 1890-nucleotide messenger RNA. RefSeq lists its product as hypothetical. The coding region runs from base 1 to 1890 and encodes 629 amino acids. The record is from RefSeq and is a predicted model, not a curated record. The transcript has a single exon. NCBI's taxonomy places the organism in Eukaryota, Pelagophyceae, Pelagomonadales, Pelagomonadaceae.
AUGGCGGCCGGCCGCGAGCGCAACAGCGUGCUCGUCGCGGCGAUCGUCGCCGUCGUCUUCCUCUGCGGCAUCCUCUUCGUCCAGAACACGCAGGCGUCCGUGUCGACGCUCCACCACGAAGGCCAGGCGCUGUCGCUGGAAACGGGCGCUGCGGCGCCGGCGGCGGCCGCGGCGCCCGCCGCGCCGGCGCCGGCGCCGUCGCUCUGGGAGCGCGCCGCCGCCGCCGUCGCCGGCACGGCGCUGGGGUCGUCGACGGCCUUCGACGCGGCGACCGCGGAGGUCUUCGGGUCUUCCGACUCCGGGGGCCUGGACGCGGCGAUCGCGGCGAAGCGCGCGGCCAUCGAGGCGCUCGCGAAGCAGACCGCGGCGCUCAAGGCCGAGCAGGAGCGCAUCCUGCGGCAGGCGCAACAAACCGCGCCCGCGGCGGCCGCGGCCGCGGCCGCGCCGGAGCCGCCGGCGCUCGCGGGCGAGUCGACGACGGCCGCGGCGCUCCUCGGCGGCGGCGACGACGGCCUGUCGCGCGAGGAGCGGCGGGCGAAGCGCAAGGCCGCGCGGCGCGAGGCCGCGGGUGCGGGUGCGCCCGCCGGCGGAAAGCAGCGCCACGUGCGCUUCCACCUCGCCGGGGGCCGGUGCGACCUCGCCGUGACGCCGAACGAGGGCAAGGCCGUGGACCCGGACGACGAGAGCUCCUGGCUCCGCUGCGACCAGGGCGGCGCGCAGACGCUGGCGUCCGUCUUCGAGGUCACGCCGUCGUCGAGCCCGGGCCGGGUCCGGCUCCGGAGUCUGGCGAACGGGAAAUUCGUCGAGAUGGUCCCCCCGAACGCCGCGCUGUCCUGGGUCGUGCGCGCGUCCCUCGACGGCGACGCGCCGACGGGCGAGUUCGACGUCGUCGAGAAGGCCUACCUGCGGGGCGCGAGGGCCGGCGGCUUCGUCACGGCGAUCCUCGAGAACGGCGAGGCCAAGGUCUCGAACCCCGUGCGGGGCCACGGCAACAAGCCGCGGAACAAGUCGGCCGCGGGCCGCGAGAGCCUGAACCGCUUCGAGUGGCGGUGGCUCGACGACGCCGCCGUCGCCCAGGCGCGGGCGAACAGCGCCGCGGUCGCGAAGGAGCAGGAGGCGCUCCAGGCGCCGCCGCCGACUUUGGGCGACGUCUCGCACGAGAAGCGCGUCGUCGCCUACGGUUUGUACGGGUCGGACCCCAAGUACUGCACGGGCGCGAUCCGGAACUCGGAGCUCGUCAAGGAGGUCUUCCCGGGCUGGGUCGCGCGCUACUACCACCGCGAGGACGUGCCCGAGCACGUCUUGCAGGCGCUCCGGGACAACGGCGCGGAGCUCGUGCUCAUGAGCAAGGGGUCGAAGACGACCCAGGGCGACAUCGCGGGCAUGUUCUGGCGCUUCCUCGUCGCCGACGACCCCACCGUGGACCGCUACAUCGUCCGCGACAGCGACUCGCGGCUGAACGCGCGCGAGGCGCACGCCGUCAACGAGUGGAUCGCGAGCGGCAAGGGCAUCCACACGAUCCGCGACCACCCGAACCACGACCGGCCCCUCAACGGCGGGCUCUGGGGCGGCGUCAAGGGCGCCUUCCCGGGCAUGGCCAAGGAGGUCAAGAACUUCGAGAACAAGCAGGGCUACGGCGGCGACCUCCAGUUCCUCAACACGGUCGUCUGGCCCCGCGUCAAGAACAACCAGUUCGGCCACGACGCCUACACGUGCAACAAGUACCCGAACAGCCACCCCUUCCCGACGAAGCGGCCCGAGAACUACCAGCACGUCGGCCAGGUCUUCAACGCGAACGACCAGAGCCGCGCGCGCGACAUCAACGGCUACAUGCGCGGGCGCAAGAUCCCGCCCAAGUGCCGGAAGCAGGAGACGUGGUGGUACGGCUAG